CAUGCAUGUUUUAUUUCCACAGUUUGCAACUUUAUGUCUCAUGAAAAGUGCCUCAAGCAUGUGAAGAUACCAUGCUCGUGUGUUGCGUCAAGUCUCGUAAGGAUUCCAGUUGCACAUUGUUUUGGACCUCCGGGACAUUACAAAAGAAAGUUUUGCACCGUGUGCAGAAAGCAGUUAGAGUCCCUUGCAUUUCGAUGUGAAGUGUGUGAACUACACGUGCAUACAGAUUGUCUCCCGUUUGCUUGCAGCGAUUGUCGUCAGUGCCAUCAAGAUGGGCAUCAGGAUCAUGACACAUACCAUCAUCACUGGAGGGAGGGAAAUCUCUCGUCCAGUGCUCGCUGUGAGGUCUGCAAGAAAACCUGUGGCUCGUCGGAGGUGCUGUCUGGCAUGAGGUGUGAGUGGUGUGGCAUUCUGGCUCAUGCUUCUUGCUACAUUAUUGUACCACCAGAAUGUACUUUUGGAAGAUUAAGGAAUAUGAUUCUUCCGCCGAAUUGUGUGCGGUUAGUUUCUCGCAAUUUCAGCAAAAUGCACUGUUUUCGAAUAUCAGAGAGCCUGCAAACAGAACCAGAUGAAGAUGAGGAUGUUGAUGGCUUAACACAAGGGUCAGUGAAAGAUGCCCAAAUUUCAACAGAUUCCAUGACUGUCAAAGGGAGUCAGAUGUCUAUCCUGGUAUCUCAGAUGGCUUGGUCGACACUGCUAGUCCAGUACGCCUUAUUUUAUACAGACUGACCCAAGAAGAUGAAGACACUGCACUCAAAAAGAGAUUCUAAACUUCACUUUUCCUUACACACAUUUCUCUACAGUGUCAAUCAGUAAAACUGGGGAGAACAGGAACACACUGUAUAUUUUCAAAGACCAAUGCAAAGAAUCUUUAAUCCUGUGGUUUAAAUAAAAUGGUUGUACUACAAUGAAUUGCUUCCCCUUAUUACAUAUUAACACAACGUAACUGGCUUUCUUUCAUGCCCUGAUUUUUGAUGAUUACUGUGUUGGGAGGAGAGAAAUUCUAAUGCUUCUAUUGAAAACAAAGGCAUCGUGUUCAGUGGGAAGUAUUGAUUAAUCAUUGGCUUAACACUUUCAAAUAUUAAUGUAACUGAUACCAGGUAGUAAGGCUUUACUCCUCCUACAGCUGAUCCUGCCCGCUGCUGUAUGUAGCCCAAGGGGUCGAGAGAGAGCCACUCAUUGACUUUGCUGAAGGGAUCUUUACAUUUGUUGCAUCACUGUUUCAAGUCAAGCUCUUCUUUCAGAGUGCACAGACUUUUACUGUGUAAGGGAACAUGAUACUAGAACUGUUGGUCACCUUUACAGUUAUGGUAGCUAACCUGCUAUUUUAUCUUCCAAAAAAGAUGUAGCUGUUGUUUUUUCUCA
Molecule: messenger RNA, 1365 nt
Organism: Chrysemys picta bellii (western painted turtle)
Lineage: Eukaryota; Metazoa; Chordata; Testudines; Emydidae
Source: RefSeq, a predicted model, not a curated record